AUGUCAGCCUCAAAUACUCCGAAUCGUCCUCGUCAAUUACAAAAGUUGAGUCGUGGCUAUGAAUCCAGUGAAGGUGGUUCACCAAGUCCAGGACGUUUUCGUUCAAAACGAAAUUGUCACCAACAAGACAGUUCUCCAAGAGCGGCCUGUCAAGAGAAGCCAGUAUAUUCUAACAAUUCAUAUAAGUAUCGACGAAAUAGAAAUGCAUCAUAUAAAAAUUAUGAUCAAGGAUAUUCAGUUUCGCCAUCUAGUUAUUCCGACGAUAACGCUUGUGAUCAGUUUAAUGACGAAAACGAAGAACAGAAUUCGUCCAAACCGUCAUCUCAACAUGGUACUCCGCUGCGUCAGUCAUCGCGUUUAAACCCUAAAAAAUCUGAUAAUCAAAACAUUUCAUCACCACGAAUUAGUUAUGAAGAAGAAAAAAUUCAAUUAGCCAAAUCAUUAUCACAUAACUGGUGUGAUAAAAUUGAUCUUGAAGAAGAAGAAACAAAAAAGUUAUACAGUUUUGUGCUGUACUUGAAAAACUUCGAUUUGUACAAAGAUAAAACAAAUGAAGAAAUUUUAGCAAUUAUUGAAUGUUCCCCAAAAGAAUUAUGUCGACGACAAAAAGACAUUAGUAAAGGAAAAUUAACAAAAUCGUAUGAAAUAUAUGCAAAAUCAAUUCUAAGAAAAAAUCGUGAAACCGAUCAUCCCAAAACACCGUGUAAAUAUAAAAAAUGUAGUCGAAGAGCAUUUGAUGGUAUGAUUAAAAUUUGGAGACGUCGAUUACAUAUGUUUGAUAACAAUGAUGAAAAUAACGAAGAUAGAAAACCGAAAUUAGAUGACACUCAAACAGAUAGUUUAGUAUCAUCUGGAAAUACGCCAGUCAGUUCGCAGCACAGUGAUGGUUGGUCAACCCAAUCAUCAUCGUCUGUCAGUACAACGGAUGAUAUAUUAGGCAAUGACGAUAAUUUUCUACCUGAUUUGUAUGAUUUUGAAGAAUCACUGAUGCCCGGUAAUGAAACACCAGCAGUCAUACCAUCAUCGAUAAAUGAAGAAAAAGAUGGAGAAGAUUUAGUAUUUGGUCCCGUUGUUGAUUUAGAGACGGAUUCAAUGGAUACAUUGAUCAAUACGGAUUCACGUUCUACAAUGGUUACUGACUAA
Didymodactylos carnosus is the source of this 1143-nucleotide messenger RNA. Lineage: Eukaryota; Metazoa; Rotifera; Eurotatoria; Philodinida; Philodinidae. The record is from the annotation of a GenBank genome assembly.